Molecule: messenger RNA, 3234 nt
Organism: Papaver somniferum (opium poppy)
Lineage: Eukaryota; Viridiplantae; Streptophyta; Magnoliopsida; Ranunculales; Papaveraceae
Product: exocyst complex component EXO84B-like
Exons: 7
Coding region: 118-2109 (663 amino acids)
Biological process (GO): exocytosis; Golgi to plasma membrane transport; intracellular protein localization
Cellular component (GO): exocyst
Source: RefSeq, a predicted model, not a curated record
UUAAACAUCUCUGUUUCCAAGACAGUAAAACCCAUAUUCUGGCGCAAAAUCGCCCAAAUCUUGAACUUUUUAAUCUAUAGUUAUCGAAGAAACCGAAGCAAAUUUCUGAAUUUAAAAAUGGCUGACAACGAUUACCGGAUUUUACAACAUAUUUGUUUCUUCUGCAGCUUUAAUUUCAACUGGGUUCAUUAUACUUCUCUUUCAGAUUUUGUUGAAACACUUUCAGCAUGGAUACUUCCUAGAGGAUUUCGUUUCAGGGAUCCUGAAAACAGUGAUGAUAGCACAUCGGAUGAAUAUUCAGAUUCUAGUAUCGAUGAAUCUAGUCUUGAAUCAAUGACUGGCAAGGGGAUAAAACGUCUUUGUUCAGAGCUUGUUGAGCUAAAGAGGGCAUCAGAUGAAGAUUUUCACAGAAAUAUUUGCUCGAAUUAUUCGUCAUUUGUCCGAAUAUUCAACGAGGUAGGAACCAUGGAAAACGAAUUCACUCAUCUAAAACAACAUGUUUUAACACAAAGGAAACUAGUGAAAAACCUGACAGACGGCAUUUACCACAAUUUGGUGUCAGAAGAAUCAAUUAUUGAAGAAUCCUUAUAUGAGGAGCACUAUCAACCGAGCAACUUAGAGAUAACAGAAACACUGGACAUACUUUUGUCAGAACAUAGACUAGAUGAAGCUCUUGGGAUUUUGGAAAUAUGGAUUCGGCCUCUAAAGAUAAUACAGUUGGAAGAGAAUCCUCCAAUGCAGGUUUUGGCCUCUUAUAGUUCUGCAAUACUGGAAAGGAAGUCGAGACUUGUGAAUCAACUUGCCCUUGUCGCCAGUCAUCCAAGAGUAGCUGCGCCAGAAUUACAGAAGGCACUUGCCGGACUACAAAGACUCGGUGAAAGUCAGCUUGCAACACAUAUAAUGCUUAAAUAUUAUCAUCACCGUCUUCUUAAUGGUAUAAGUAGUUUGCAGUCUUCGAAAGAAUAUUUGCACGGGAUUUACUUUAAGGAACUCACAAAGUUUGUUUUUUCUGUGAUCUCACAAGGAGCAAAGAGUUUUGAAACUAUACACGGAGAUAAAUCACCAUAUGCUUCAGAAUUUAUUCAGUGGAUGCGUGAAGCACUGGAAGUCUUUGUUAUAUGUUUUGAUAAGUAUGUUAAGUCUGAUUCUGAAAUAAAUGGUCGGUUGUCAACGGCAGUAGCAGCUGUAGAAAUUUCUUUCUCAUUUUGUUCCCUGCUUGAAGCUCAAAGCAUAAUGUUGCAACCGUGCUUGGUGAAGCUAAUGAGACCUUGUAUGAACGAAGUUCUAAAGAUGCAUAUUGACCAUUGUAAGAAAGUUGUUGGUAUUUUCACAGCAACUGAUGAUUGGGUACUCGGUAAAUACCUUAUUUCAGGAAUUCUGAAUAAGAGAGCCUUGCCCAUGAUAACUGGUCGUGAACUGGAAUAUUGGAUGCUCACCAACAGCGGAAGGAAAUUAACAUCAAUGCUGCAGGGUAUCAUUAGUGAAGUUUUGCCAUUAAUCGACCUUCAAAUGGAGAUCUCAGUUCUCAAUGGACUAAUGGAACUCUUCAGAGAAUAUAUUGAGACUCUUGUUAAAGUCAUCCCUUGUAAAAUGAACAUACUAGGUGCAGGCAGUUCAAGAGUAAUUUUGGCUCAAGCUUUAUCCCAACAAGUUUCUGUGUUGGCAAAUGCAUCAGCACUUGUAGAUAUUUUCUCAAUCACUUUCAAGAGCAUAUUCAUGGACAAUCAGAACUUAGGUUUUCAGCCAGAAAAUAUGGGUAGCCGCGGGAAGGAACUUGAUAACUGGAUAGUUGUGAUUCAACAAAUAUCAAAUCAACUUACCACUCAUUUCUGCCAGCAAUUUGUGCAUAGAGUUAUGUCUCCAGAUGCUGGAUCGAGAGUUUGUGCAGAAACUUAUACUGAUGGUCAAGAAGACUCUGAGUUAGAUCAAGAUUUUAUGCCCUCUUUUGCAUUUCAGAUUUUUGGAAAGCCAUUGAGGAUAAAUCGACCAUCAAUGUCCAACAAUCUCGAGGUUUCGAGCAGUUUAUUGUGGACAUGCACUUUCUGGUGGAAAUAUCAAGGUUUGGAGGGUUCUUUUCUGAAAACAUGCUUGAUGCUUCUCUGGAUCUAAUAUAUCGCAUUGAACCAGCAUUUGCUUGUGUAGAAUGUGAUCCUAACAGGGAUGUACUUACAGACGAAUGGGCCACAGAUAUUGCUAUGCCGCUAUCAAGAAAAUAUUGGAGUCUGAGAUAUUAAAGUCUCCAUCCGUAGUAGAACCUAUAGUGUCUACUUUCUUAGAGGAUAUUGAGAGUGGGAAGUCAAUCGAUUCUGUCAGGGAAGAUGAUUUUAGUUCUAUUGAAGAUUUUGCAGAGUUGGAAGAUGGAAUAACAGAGAAUUUAUCAAAAGGUUUGGCAAUAGAUGAAGAAAUUCAAAAAUUAGAAGUUACCAUAUCCGAUGAAGCUAUGAGCAGGAUACACAUGACUGACAAAACUCAGUUGGCACCUUUGGAACCUUCAAGGAUUUCUGUAGAGGAAAAGUAGAAGUGUGGGUUUGAGAAUUUAAGUGACUCUUAUGAAGAUGCUAGAAGUUCAAUAGAAGAUGUUACGGAGGUGGAAAAUGAAGUAGUUGGAGUAAAUGAAACUGCCCUAAUAAACCAAGAGCUUCGGCAAUUUGAUGGCAUAACCCCUGCUCUUGAAGUCGUCAUCCAGCUAGAGGUGGCAAAAACAAUAAAGUUAGACGAAGCACCAUUAAGGACUUUUGAAGAAGAUUUUGACGUAAAAGAGUCUUUGAAGUCAAAUGUUGUAGAGCAGAGGAAGGAAAAGGAUUCUGGAUCUUCAUUGGAAAAAUCUGUGGAGUUCGGCAUUGGCGGACUAGCAGUUGAGGUGUUAAAAGCUAUCAUACUAGAUCAUCAAAUGCAUAAUUCAGCAGUAGUUAUUUCCAAGGAACCCCAAGGUAACAACUGAUAUGAAUAUGAUGAAGACGAGGAUGAGGACCAGAGUUUAACUGGCUGGCUUGGAAGGUUCAAAGAAGACUUUGGGACUGCAAAUGCAGCCAUUGCAAAGCCAGAGGAGAUUGAAAGAAGGCAAUUUCCAAAUGCUUGUGUAGUUGACGAGGUGUCUGAUGAAAUAAGGCAAAAGGCAGAGUUCAUUGACGAGGAGGCUGGUACUAAUAAUAACCAAUGUAAUGAUUCUUAUACCUCAGUUGAUGGGCAUGCUGUAUAAUAUUUAUGAUAAUAUCUAAAGACCUUGCCAAUAAC